Messenger RNA from Engraulis encrasicolus (European anchovy), 2844 nucleotides. RefSeq names its product SUMO interacting motifs containing 1 (gene simc1). The record is from RefSeq and is a predicted model, not a curated record. Gene Ontology annotation, molecular function: SUMO polymer binding. The transcript is spliced from 11 exons. NCBI's taxonomy places the organism in Eukaryota, Metazoa, Chordata, Actinopteri, Clupeiformes, Engraulidae. Bases 46 to 2346 code for a protein of 766 amino acids.
GUCACAACAGUGCCUGUGUACACAGAUGUGCCUCAGUGCAGUUACAUGGCUUGUAUAUUUGCCAAAGGAAUGGAGGACAUCAUAUCUUUAAGCUCAGGUAGUGAUUCGGACUCCGACCUAGAGGUGGUGGGUUGUUUCAGUGACGCCACCAAAGAAGAUGCGAGACCAUUUAUCACAACGGACUGGAUUCCUGUAAAGCCGGUUUUUAUUCCCUUGUCCAAACUUCGACGGCGACGCCCCCGGAGGUGCCAACGUGAUUCAGCCCUGUCUAUCUCGGUGGAUUCAACUGAAGUUGUGGACUUGAGUCAACUUGAGGAAAUAGUGUCUGAUAUUUCUGCUCUGGCAGAUAGCGGGGGUGAUCAGGACGAGUGUCAGAUUCUGCCGUCUCUCACAGUUGGGAAGAAACCAAAGUCAAAGACCACAGGGACAGUGAAAUCUUUGCCCCCUGUGUGUGUAGACCUGACAGUGCCAAACCAAGUAGAACCCAUCCUUCAACCUGAGGAUGACUGUCAAGUUAUGUUGCCUGCCACACUAAAUCCAGACCCAGUCAUUUCUGUUGGAAAUUCCCCAACGGCAGGUUCAACAGAGCCUGGUCCUCUUUUUCAAGGUGUUCAGCUGCGUGUGUUGGAAAGGGUUGAUCUACUCAAGUCACCUGCUUCAGAAAGCAUAUUGUCUGCCCUCAGCCACCAUAACCCAUCUGAUGUUACUCCAGUUCCAUCACUGUGCGAACCAAACAUUCCAGACUUCAGGGAAAGGAUGGGUAUCACUGAUUCACAUGACCAACAGUCGGCGGCGAUGGCGGCAUCUUGUCCAUCUUCACAUGAGGCCUCAGCCCCAAAUUCUAUGUUCAGAUUGACCAUAGCAGCAAGUCAGACCGCUCAUACCCAAGAAAGUUCUGUUGUGUCUGUGUCUGUUGUCAGUAGACCUUCUGAGUCCUCCAUAUCUUCAGAACAUCAACAUGACGUUCCUCCUCUUCAAAGUAGCCCUACUUCACCUGAAGAACAGGGCGAGCGACUGGAGGACAAUCAGCAAAGGCCCGUUGACACUAGUAAUUCUUUGGACGAAUCAGACUGUAUAACAAUGUCCGAUCCUGAUCUCGGGAUGCCUGAAGAGCUGGGCCCGCAUCAGCAACAGAUCAUUUCUCACAUCCAGUUGAAGAAAUUGAAGAGACACAUGGGGGCAGUGGUGGAAGAUGUGGCUGACGAUGAGGCGGAGGAGGAAGGCUACGGGCCGCCUGAGCUGCUGUGCAGACAGGGCCUCAGUCUGGUCUACAGCACCAUCGAGGAGAAUUACCCAGAGGGCACCCUGCAGCUGCUCUCGGACUUCCUGCAGCCGCGCUACUACCCACCCCCUGACAUCAUGGUGCACCUCCUGAACGGGAUUCUGCUGGACCCAGGCUGCCCUGACGUGUUGGCGGUGGAGGCCUACAGUUUACUGAUGAGAGUUCAGAUAUUUCGUCCAGCAGAUAUCUACAAUCUUACAUGGGACUGGGAGCUCCUAACAUCUGUGAUGGACCAGCAGGUCGGCACGAAAAGCCUUCGCCUUGAAGUCAGACGCAUGCUCCUGCAGUACGUACUGCAAAUUCUGGAAGAUGACUUCCAGCGCCACCUCUACCUCCAAAAGCUGCACCUGACCAUCACCAAGGCCAUACUGUCCUGUGAGCAAAGCUUCACCCAUGUCAGAGAACUUAUUUCCUGGCUGUUUGAAGCGGUUUCCAUGGUUGUGACUUGCAAGGAAAGGAAACGGCCCAUCAAAGAAAUGAAUGAACAUCUCAGGAUGGUGAUGCUGUUUCAGAAGAUGCUGGUCUUGACCUUGGAGGUAGAUCGUACCCCCACCUGCAGCUCCAACAAACUCGCCCAGGAGCUCUUCCAGAUCAUUAUCGCCUCUCCAAUGCGGGAACAGAGGCUACUUCUUCUGGACACGCUGGAGAGCAGUCUGCUGAGGUGUAAGCUCCUGGAGCUGCUGUUGGACUACGAGUGUCCUCAGAAAGUGCCCAUCCCCAUGUCCCUCACCCUGCUGCUACACUUCCUGCAACACACCACUCUGGCACCAGAUCCAACGGAUGGCAGUGAGGACUGGAGGAGGUGGGAGGAGCUGGUUAAGAUGAUCUGGAUGCUCCUGCUCAGCUAUGAGAAGGUCAUGAAAGGUCACCUCCGCUGCUCCAUAACGGAUCGUUCAACGUACAGCCGGGACCCGAACUGGACGGUCCACGACAGGGUAACGCGAUCCAUGGUGCAGGACGCCAGCGACGCCUUUCUGGCCAGAGCCGAGAGAGACUUGGGCUGCCCACCUCCACAACAGGUGCAGGACCCACUGGCUCUUCUGAGGGCUCAUUUACAAGAUUAGUUAAAAGCUACUUGAUGAAGGAGAUUGUGUGGUUCAUAGGAUUUAAUUCUUUUGUUCAUAGAUUACAUUUUUUAUUUCCAAAUUCUAAAGCCCAAAAACUGUAAAUAGAAAGUUAAUACAGGUUAUUUAUUUUUUUUAGAAAAGGGAAUAUUAUUUUAAUUGAAAUGUUUUUAUAAAUCAAUAAUUUAUUUUGUUACAUUUUUUUUAAAACAAUGUGUUAUUUACUAAUGUGUUAUUGGAAUGUAGCAUAAUCUUUUACUAUGAAUUUAAGCUUUGUGGACCUCUGAGAGUGUCUAUUUUCACAUUUUCAAAUAUUUGAAAAAAUAAAAAAAUGUGCCAUUUGUACAUUUAAAUUCAUUAUUUAUUUUCAUAAUGUGUCUGCGUGAGGGACAAUCCCACACACUGAGAGGAAUUUAGACGUAGCUGGUAAUGGACUGAUUCGUUUACACCAGCAUACAGUGCGGUUCAUUCUUUACAUUUCCUCUAUCUUGCUGAGCC